Molecule: messenger RNA, 2294 nt
Organism: Micropterus dolomieu (smallmouth bass)
Lineage: Eukaryota; Metazoa; Chordata; Actinopteri; Centrarchiformes; Centrarchidae
Product: ribonuclease inhibitor-like
Exons: 7
Coding region: 32-1600 (522 amino acids)
Molecular function (GO): protein binding
Source: RefSeq, a predicted model, not a curated record
CUGCUGGAUCACUGCUACAGUUCUGGAGCACAUGUUGACUACAGAGCAGAGAGGAGAGCUGCCCAAGACCCUGACUGACCUGUACUCACACUUCCUGCUGGUUCAGAUAAAGAGGAAGAAGCAGAAGUACGAUGAGGGACAUGAGACGAGUCCACAGGAGCUGACGGAGGCUGACAGGGAGGUUCUUCUGAAGCUGGGGAGGCUGGCGUUUGAACAGCUGGAGAAAGGAAACAUCAUGUUCUACCAAGAAGACCUGGAGCAGUGUGGUCUUGAUGUCACAGAGGCCUCGGUGUACUCAGGAGUUUGUACAGAGAUCUUCAAAAGAGAGAGUGUGAUCUUCCAGAAAACAGUCUACUGCUUUGUUCAUCUGAGCGUUCAGGAGUUUCUGGCUGCAGUCUACAGGUUCCACUGUUUCACCAGCAGGAACACAGAGAGACUGGAGGACUUCCUGAGGAGUUCCAUGGAGAAAUCUCUCAAAAGUAAAAAUGGCCACCUGGACCUGUUUGUUCGCUUCCUUCAUGGCCUCUCUAUGGAGUCCAACCAGAGACUCUUAGGAGGCCUGCUGGGUCGGACAGACAACAGUCCAGAAAUCUUCCAGAGAGCCAUCAACAACCUGAAGGAGAUGAUCAUGUACAUGAUCUCUCCUGACAGAAGCAUCAACAUCUUCCACUGUCUGACGGAGAUGAACAACCACUCAGUACAUCAGGAGAUCCAAGAGUUCCUGAAGUCAGAGAACAGAUCAGAGAAGGAACUCUCUGUGUUCCACUGCUCAGCUCUGGCCUACAUGCUGCAGAUGUCAGAGGAGGUUCUGGAUGAGUUGGACCUGAAGAAGUACAACACAUCAGACCAGGGACGACAGAGACUGAUUCCAGCUGUGAGGAACUGCAGAAAGGCUCAACUCUCCCUCUGUGGACUCUCAGGGACUCACUGUGAAGUUGUGGCCUCAGCUCUGAAGUCCAACCCCUCCCAUCUGAGAGAGCUGGACCUGAGUAAAAACUAUCUGGAGGAUUCAGGAGUGAAGCUGCUGUCUGCUGGACUGGAGAGUCCAAACUGUAGACUGGAGACUCUGAGAUUGUGGGGCUGCUGUUUGUCAGAGAUCAGCUGUGCUUCUCUGGCCUCAGCUCUGAAGUCCAACCCCUCCCAUCUGAGAGAGCUGGACCUGAAUAACAACCAGCUGCAGGAUUCAGGAGUGAAGCUGCUGUGUGGUUUUCUGGAGAGUCCACACUGCAGACUGGAGACUCUGAGAUUGAGGGGCUGCAGUUUGUCAGAGAUCAGCUGUGCUUCUCUGGCCUCAGCUCUGAAGUCCAACCCCUCCCAUCUGAGAGAGCUGGACCUGAGCUACAACAAGCUGCAGGAUUCAGGAGUGAAGCUGCUGUGUGGUUUUCUGGAGAGUCCACACUGCAGACUGGAGACUCUGAGAUUGUGGGGCUGCAGUUUGUCAGAGAUCAGCUGUGUUUCUCUGGCCUCAGCUCUGAAGUCCAACCCCUCCCACCUGAGAGAGCUGGACCUGAGUAGCAACAAGCUGCAGGAUUCAGGAGUGAAGCUUCUGUCUGAUCUGAAGGAGAGUCCACACUGUAGACUGGAGACUCUGAGAUCGUGACUGUAAGGUUUAGCCCCAUGGUGGAAGGAGGAGACAUGGACAUGAGUUCUUCACCUGGUGCUUCAAUUUAUUUUUAAACCAGAUGCGUGGAAAGUGCAGUUGUGCAAGUGAGGUAUUGUAAAAAUAUAUCAAAAAUUAACAAAAACAAACAACGAGAAAACUAAGUAUAUACUAUUCAAAUUAUCAUUACAAACUGAGAUUACGCAAAACAAAGCAAAACAAAACCUAUAUCAGCCCUGACUAUUGGGCUCCAGCACAUGUGCACUUCCAGGCCCAAACUGUUCUCUCCAGGGGGCCUCUGCCUCCUUCCUUUAUAGCAGAAGCCCCUCCUACAAGACAAACCAAAGUUAAUUGACAAUCAAUUAAACACCAUUAUGUUAUCCCAACCAUCAAACACAUCUCUGGCUACAUCACCACACAACAAAUCAACUAGAAAACCAGAAAUGAAGUGUUACCGGCUAAACAAAAGCUUCUCAAAAGAGCAACUUUAAGAUACUCCCGUACACCCCUCUGUACUGGCUCACACUUGGACCAUUCCAGGUCUUCUCCCUAUAAAUGACUCCACACUCCAUCACUUCCUGUUUGCCCCUUUGGCCCAGAUCCCUGCUUGAUGAGGAGAACAGGUGAAUAAAACACAAACACUUGAAUGAACUUGGGUAAAUCCCAUAAGCUAAAAUAAAUUACUUGAAAUGAA